Messenger RNA from Rubroshorea leprosula, 947 nucleotides. NCBI's taxonomy places the organism in Eukaryota, Viridiplantae, Streptophyta, Magnoliopsida, Malvales, Dipterocarpaceae. The record is from the annotation of a GenBank genome assembly.
GCCUUUGAAUUUGCUCGGAUUUCAUCCCUUGCCACCCGAACAAUUGACCCUACAGAAACCUCAUCAUCAGAACCUCAAUCUCAGCCAACAACACAACAGGGUUUCUGUAUUCUUCACAUAUAUAAUUAAUCAUGGAAUUUGGUGGUAACAACAGGCAGAAGAAGUCCUCCUUCUCCCUGCUGGCCAGUCUUUUCAAGCGCCGGAGGCAUCAUAGAGGGGACAAUUCCCGGAAGGAGGAGGAGGUGGUGAGAGUGCAUCGUUGCGAGGAAGAUAACGGUCCUUUUGGGGUUGCAGACCCUGCAAUUAACGAGAAAGCUUCAGCCUACAUCGACGAAUUCCAUGCAAAAUCUCACGCGCCCUCCGAAUUACUCAGGGAUCAGGUUGAUGCUGAAAAGGCCUCAACUUUGUUAAAAUUAGUGAAGUAAUUUUCUAGAAGGGUCAUUGUUCAUGAAUGGCUUUUCAUCUUUUAGUUAGCUUAUCCACACAUUUAGUAGUCAUGUACCUAGAGUCUCUAGUUCGUGUGUUGUCCUUACUAUGUACCUAGUUUGGUGUAUUAGGGGGAUGAAUCUUUUUCUUCUGGAGUCCUAUAUAUACCCAUGUACUCUUCAGUUGAAAGUAUUCAAGUAAUAGAAGAAAUUCAGAGUCAUACAAGUUCUGUUCCAUUUUAGACUUUUUUGGAGUUCUUUGGUUUGCUUUUCUUCACCAAGGUUGCUGAUCUUGGGUUUGUGUGGCUUUGGUUGCACUAAGAAUUAAUUACAAACUUAACCUCAUCAUCAUCAUCAUCAUCAUUUCAUUCAUUUCUGCAUGCAGCCACCUGCAUCUACAUGCUCUCUCAUUACUACUCUCUGCCUUGUAUUUCUCUAUGGUAUACUUCUUAAUUUGUGCUAAUAGUAAUUCAUAGUUGUUUAUAAUGGUCUGAAACAAUGUAAUGAAUAACAAAUCAAUAU